AGAGGAGCUUAUUGUGCUGAGAACCCAAUUCUCCUUUCAGCAUGUCUGGCCGUGGCAAGGGCGGAAAGGGCCUGGGCAAAGGCGGCGCCAAGCGCCACCGCAAGGUGCUGCGCGACAACAUCCAGGGCAUCACCAAGCCCGCCAUCCGCCGCCUGGCCCGCCGUGGCGGCGUCAAGCGCAUCUCCGGGCUCAUCUACGAGGAGACCCGCGGCGUGCUCAAGGUGUUCCUGGAGAACGUGAUCCGCGACGCCGUCACCUACACGGAGCACGCCAAGCGCAAGACGGUCACGGCCAUGGACGUGGUCUACGCGCUCAAGCGCCAGGGCCGCACCCUCUACGGCUUCGGCGGCUGAGCCGUGGUAUUGUCCUUGCAGUCGCUUUCCUUUCUCUACAAAGGCCCUUUUCAGGGCCACCCAUCCUUUCACUCGAAAGGGUUGCAUUACAUUAUUAUUGUAGCACAUUCUGGUUAUGCCAGCGGAAGGGUUUUGUACCGUGGUUACAGUGUUUCCAACAACUAGGUGUUUUUGGGUACAGACUGUCGGGAAUAGUCUGCAAUCAUCAAGUAUUUUCGGAGGGAACCUUUAAGAAAUCUUGCACUACUACUAUGUAGGUCGCAAGAGCUUUUUGGGGGGAUCUUGUGUCACAUUGUAGGAAGUGUAUUGAGGCCCUGUUUCGUGCUACAGAUAAAUGAGAUUGUAUAAACUGGUAUAAUCUGGUUACUGUCGCCCCUUAGAACAGUAGCUCUUUUGUUGUUCUGGGGAUUGAACCUGAGGAUUUGUGACAAGCACUCUACCAACUCAGCUAUAUCCCCAGCCCCCAACAGUAUUUCUUAAUAUAUGAAUCAAAAACUGCCGAAAAGAAUGUGCUUAAGAAUAUAUGUAGGGACAUACACAUUUCAUGAGCUUUUAUCUUUUUAGGGUCCCAAGGGCGUCCCAGAGCACCAUGGAUUUCCUGACAACAACCUGCCUUCUAGGAUGUUAGGGCCUGAGAUCUGGAGACUCAAAAUUUAAGGAUAGACAGAUAAGGGGAGACAUAAUAUUGGAGAACACCUUGAAUAAGAGUGUUUAUUUUGUCAUCAUUUCUUCUCUGAGUAUGGAAGCUCUACAUAUUCUUGAGUAGUUAGAUCAACUCUUUAAUAGUGUUAUAUUUCAGAAUGCAUGAUUAUCCAUUCUGAAAGAAUUAAAUUCUCAGAGACCUGAGAGACUGAGUCUCACAAUAUUAUUUUUAGUCUUAUUAUGAAAGAAGACUUUAAAAUGCAUUUUAUCAUGAGGCCCAUUGAUUUUUCUUCUAUUUAUUAUUUUAAUAAAUGUAUUUAAUAAGACAUUAAUAUUUAGUAGUCUGUGAUUAAGCAUAAUCAUAUGUUUACAGGAAACAGUCUCAAUACCCUUUGAUGUUUGGGAAACAGUCCUGAAAAGUGCUCUUAAUGUGUCUUUGUUCAGGUUACUUGACCUCUCUGAGCCUUUUACCUAUGUAUGAAUAAGAAUACUAUUUGUCUUAUAGGCUUGAUACUGAAUAAAAUUAUUUGUGGAGCCUUUUGACCAGUGCAUGGGUCAUGAUAAACAUAA
This is a messenger RNA of Marmota monax (woodchuck), 1565 nucleotides long. RefSeq names its product histone H4. The record is from RefSeq and is a predicted model, not a curated record. Lineage: Eukaryota; Metazoa; Chordata; Mammalia; Rodentia; Sciuridae. Gene Ontology annotation, molecular function: structural constituent of chromatin; DNA binding; protein heterodimerization activity. Bases 42 to 353 code for a protein of 103 amino acids. The transcript has a single exon. Gene Ontology annotation, biological process: nucleosome assembly. Gene Ontology annotation, cellular component: nucleosome.